UUGCUCAUUUAUCUUGGCUACUUCCCUGAGAAAGCUUGCUGGCAAGCCAUGGAGUCAGCGAAUCUGCAGGCCGCGUCUUCCUACAUUAAUAAUGUUCUGUUGGCUCGAGGGUUGCUGAAAGGUGGCCAGCCGAUCGACUUUGCGGACCCCGACAAUGAAGAUGGAGGGAGUCCAGCGACGAUGGCGCGGGUCAUCAACCUGGUGAACGACUUGGUUCUGAGGAGAGACCGAGAAGCCGAACACCGCGAGAGUCUGGCGACGACCAUCCGAUCCCUCCGCGCAGAAGAGUCCCAGAAAGCGAUGGAAAUCGAAAAAGUUCGGACGAAAAACUCCGAGUUGUCCCGAUCGCUCGCGCUGACAGAGGCUCAAAGCCGGUCGCUCAAAUCGAAUACCUCCAAAGCUGAGGCUACUGUUCGCGGCCUUAAGGAACAAAUCCAGCGCAUGAAGACCACCCUGCAACAAGUGCGUGGCCAAUGCGCCAAUGACGUCCGCAAACGCGACCUGGAGAUGCAGAAGUUGAAAUCAUACCUGGCCGAGCGACAGCGAGGGAGGCGCGAGGGGUUGGCUGUCACGACCAUCAACAUCAACCCAGCGGGCGACCGGGGUUCGAAGACGAGGAGCAUGAUGGGCGGGGAUGGAGUCCACAACCCGGGAUACAGCCUGAGGCAGGAAACCAACGAUUUCCUGACGCAGCUCUGCCAGAACCUCAGUGAUGAGAACGAUACCCUGAUCGCCCUUGCUCGCCAUACCAUCCACAUCUUGAAAGACCUGCAGGGACUGCCCGAGUUCGAGGACGAGGACGAAUCCGGAAUGGCCAGCGUCAACAGCCAGCGACAGUCGCAUGGCCCGGUGGCUUCGCUGCCGUCGUCGUGCGAGGAACUGACGGAGCAGAUUGAGCAGGUGCUCGGUCAUCUGCGCACCCUACUGACGAACCCAUCCUUCGUGCCACUGGAGGAAGUUGAGGUGCGCGACGACGAGAUCAAGCGACUGCGCGAAGGCUGGGAGAAGAUGGAGAGCCGAUGGCGACAGGCCGUGACGAUGAUGGACGGGUGGCACCAGCGCAUCGCCGAGGGCGGGGGAUCCGUGCAGGCCGAGGAGCUGCGACGGGGUAUGACUCUCGACUUCAGCAUCGGCUCGGCAACCGACGUGUCCAUGGAGCAGUACCACGAUACCGAGCAUCCGCCGAUCUUCGAAGAUCAGGAGGCGGAAGAACAGGCGGGAGCUGAGAAACCGGCUCCGGAAGAGAAGCCCGACGAACAGAUCCAUGCCCAGCGCCCGAGCCGCGCGCUCACAGAGCGCAGUGACAACGUUCGACCACGACGGUCCAUGCGCAAGGUGUCCUUCAUGCAUGCCUCUCCCGAGAACAACCACACCAAGAACGACACGUUGCCGGUCAAGGCGCACUGCUCGGAAACCGUGACGCGACGAGCGUCCAGGAGGAAGUCGGAGGCGCAGCCAUCUCCCAAGCCGGCGCGAGCCGUAAAACCCCGAUCUGCGCGCCAAGAGGCUGAGGCACCGGAGCGGAAAACCAACGACGAGCUAAGCGUGUCGCAGAAGCUCGCCGCGGCGGAGAGUGAGGCGCGGGCCGUCGAGCAAGAAAGCAAGACGCGCAAGCGCACCCGAGGGACGAAGAGCAAGGGGCGCCAGGACCGACGACGCAGUACCCUCACGCACGACGAACUGGGCGAGCUCCUGGGGAUGUCAACACGUUGA
This is a messenger RNA of Aspergillus candidus, 1713 nucleotides long. RefSeq lists its product as uncharacterized. The coding region runs from base 49 to 1713 and encodes 554 amino acids. Lineage: Eukaryota; Fungi; Ascomycota; Eurotiomycetes; Eurotiales; Aspergillaceae. The record is from RefSeq and is a predicted model, not a curated record. The transcript is spliced from 3 exons.